Messenger RNA from Daldinia childiae, 1203 nucleotides. RefSeq names its product Protein ecm33. The transcript has 2 exons. The coding region runs from base 1 to 1203 and encodes 400 amino acids. Lineage: Eukaryota; Fungi; Ascomycota; Sordariomycetes; Xylariales; Hypoxylaceae. The record is from RefSeq and is a predicted model, not a curated record. Gene Ontology annotation, biological process: fungal-type cell wall organization. Gene Ontology annotation, cellular component: plasma membrane; fungal-type cell wall.
AUGUUCUGCAAGCAAUUAUUAGCUGCCGCCGCGGCGCUCAGCAUGGUGUCUGGUGCUGUUGGUGUAGGCUGUGAUGGCCCGACCGCAACAAUUCGAUCUGCUGCUGAUGCCACCCAAAUCUCCAACUGUGACACAGUCGACGGUGAUGUUAUUAUCGACAAGAAUGCUGGACCCGAUAUCGACAUUGGUGGAAAGCUCAAGGAGAUUAGUGGCGAUCUCAGGGCCGAGAACAACGGUCUUCUGGCUACCUUGAGGAGUGAUUCUUUGGUAACCAUUGGAGGUGUCUUCGCUCUCAAGAACGCUACCCACAUCUCCACUCUCAACUUCCCCAAGCUCAACGAGGUUGGUUCCAUUGACUGGUCCACCCUGAACUCGUUGCCUGAGCCUACUUUCGGAACCGUCGGUAUUACAAAGGCGAAGAGUGUUGUUAUUGCUGAUACCUUCAUUGAGAGCAUCAACGGCAUCAACGUCCAAUCUCUCACUGACAUGAACAUCAACAACAACCGACGAUUGACCAAGUUCUCUUCCAGCAUCAAGAGCUUGAGCAACACGCUAUACGUCACUGCCAACGGUCUUAACCUCACCAUGGAGAUGCCUAACUUGGAGUGGAUCGCCAACAUGACCAUUGCCAACGUUACCUCCUUCUCGGUUCCUUCUCUACACACCGUUAACGGUUCCAUGCGUUUCGACUCCAACUACUUCGAGACAUUCAACGCCGCCAACCUGACUGAUAUUCAGGACGGUGAUUUGUCCUUUGUUAGCAACCCCCAGCUCACCAACAUCACAAUUCCUGCUUUGAAGCGCAUCGGUGGUGGUUUCACUGUCGCCAACAACACGGCUCUUGAGAAGCUAGACGGCUUCAGCAAGCUCAACGAAAUUGGCGGUGCCGUCAAGGUCCGAGGUUCUUUCACCGAAGUCGAUCUCCCUGGCCUCAAGGAUGUGAAGGGUGCCUUCGAAGUUGUCAGCACUGAGGACAUCGACGACUCCUGCAGCGAUUUGAAGAGCCUCGACGGUGGCGUCGUUCAAGGCCACUACGAAUGCAAGGGCAAGGUUGCCGAUGCUAACAACGAUACCUCUUCCGCUUCUAGCGACAGCUCCGAUGAUAGCACGGAUGACAAGAAAAAUGCAGCCUCCCCUAAUGUUGUCUCUACCAGUCUUGUUACCUUGGUUGCUCUUAGCGGUGCCAUCGCUGCUUUCUUGUAA